AUGGUCCUUAUGGCUAUUGUGGUUGGUACCGAGGUGGUUUUACUCGCAAUCACUAUGCAUCUAUGGCCACCCAAGGUCAAAUUGGUACUUGCCGGUAAACCGGCAGACGAGGGAUUCCGGGUGGAAGAAAGUGAAUAUCAGGUGAUUGUGCAAAUCGGCAUCGAUGAGAAUCGCCUCGUCUGUUUCGAAUCGCUCAGUGUGACCAUGUUCACUGGUUUGCUCAUUCCCGUAUUCCUGAUGAUUGUGACCAUGGUCCACGCGUAUAAAAUUCGUAAAGUUCCAACCGGAUUCAACGAGGCUCGAGCGCUCGGGUUUGUGAACUAUGUGAACGCAAUCUUGUUCAUCAUGAUCCCGCUGAUGAUGCACAUGAUCCCGUUGCACACAAUCGAAAUGAUCCCGCUCAGCGCGUUACUCAUAGUCACUGCGACCAAUCAGCUGUGUGUGCUCAUUCUGCCCAAAGUUAUGCAAACUGUAUCAGUCGGUGAAGGUUGA
Messenger RNA from Echinostoma caproni, 492 nucleotides. NCBI's taxonomy places the organism in Eukaryota, Metazoa, Platyhelminthes, Trematoda, Plagiorchiida, Echinostomatidae. The record is from the annotation of a GenBank genome assembly.